Messenger RNA from Physeter macrocephalus (sperm whale), 730 nucleotides. RefSeq names its product mitochondrial ribosomal protein L33 (gene MRPL33). The record is from RefSeq and is a predicted model, not a curated record. NCBI's taxonomy places the organism in Eukaryota, Metazoa, Chordata, Mammalia, Artiodactyla, Physeteridae. Bases 1 to 432 code for a protein of 143 amino acids. Gene Ontology annotation, cellular component: mitochondrion. The transcript is spliced from 4 exons.
AUGUUCCUGUCCGCGGUCACCUGUAAGUGGGGCUGGAGGCGGCAGCAGGACCUGCAGCGGGGGCGGGAGGUCCUGACAGGCGGGCCCCGGGACGUUGCGGGGUGGGGUGCGAGCGCCGGUCGGGAAGCUGCCGCUGCGACUUCCCAGGCCUUCAGGACUACAGCGCCCGGCAUGCCCCGCGCCGCGCUCACUGCGGGGCUAGUGGGUCUCGGGGGUCUGAGGCGCUGGUUCUGGAUGAGUUGCGGUUCGUUCGGACUGGAGAGUCAGUCCGCUAGGAGUGGGGCGCUUUCCCCCGCCCUCUGUAGCGUUGCCAAGACCAAGUCAAAAACAAUUCUGGUGAAAAUGUUGAGCCAAGCUGGAACAGGUUUUUCCUUCAACACUAAGAGAAGCCGACUGCGGGAGAAACUGACUCUCUUGCAUUAUGAUCCAUGAAAAAAAAAGUCCUCUUUGUGGAACAGAAAAAAAUACGCUCCCUCUAAACAAUGGAUUGAAAAUGAAUUUGAUUUAUAAAUGAGAAGACUGAGGGCGGGAUACUGAUUCAGAAAUUCUGCAGCAUGUAAUGAAAGAAGAGGAAAUGGCAUGGAAUCACUGCCUCCUGUGAUUUGAAGGCCAUUGUGAAGGAAAACAAUGCAGUGAAAGAAAGUUCUUCAUAUUAGGACAUAUAUCAUUGCAUCACAUUUAUUUAUCUUUCUGGAUAUUUUUAUAGCCCUUAAUAAAAAUAUUAAAAUAG